AUGUUAUUUUCAGCCUUGAUUUUAAGGGUUAUAUCCCUUUUCCUAUCAUUGUCCACUGCUCCCGCGAAUCCCCUGAAAUAUGAACUCGUAGAGCGUCAUUCUGAGGUGCCUUAUGGUUGGGUUCGGGGAACAGCUCCAGCUGCAUCGAAGCUGCUCUGUCUUCGGCUUGCGGUUCGCCAGGACAGGGCCGCUGAGUUCGAAAAGCUGGUAAUUGACCUUUCGACGCCCGGACACGAAAAGUAUGGGAAGCACUUGAAACAGAAAGAAAUAAAAGACUUCCUUCGCCCAGCUUCAAAGGUAUCUCAGGCCAUUCUUGCAUGGCUGGAGUCAGAAGGAGUACCGGACGAUUCCAUUGAAGAUGACGGUGAUUGGAUCAAGAUUGUUGUUCCCGUACACCAAGCGGAACGAAUGCUGAGUACCCGGUUUCACCACUUUCACCACAUCGACAGCAGGGUCACAAGAAUCAGGACGCUCGAGUAUUCACUGCCCCGCGCAAUUCGGCCAUAUAUUCAGUUGAUCCAGCCAACAACUCGUUUUGGCGAACCUAAGGCUCACAAAAGCUUCCUGAUCGACCACGGCAUUACCAUCAGUGACAACGAGAAGAAUAUUGACUGCGGUUCAACUGUUACCCCAAGUUGCUUGCGACAAUUGUACAAGCUAGACGAUUUUGUGGCGAAACCCCAUCCACGCAACAAGCUUGGGAUCUCCGGAUAUCUGGGUCAAUAUGCUCGAUACAGCGACUUUUAUGCGUUUCUGAAGAAGUACGCGCCUAACGAGCAGGAUGCCAAUUUCACAGUGGCAUCGAUCAACGGUGGUCUUAAUCUCCAAAACUCAUCCGAUAGUGCCACUGAAGCCGCUUUGGAUGUCCAGUACGGCUAUUCGCUCUCCUACGGAGUAGGCGGCACUUUUUACACCACUGGAGGUCGUGCGCCUCUUGUCCCUGAUGCCGAUGAGCCUGAUGCGAACGACUCCGACAACGAGCCGUACUUGGACCAGCUUCAUUAUCUCUUGAAAUUGCCAGACGACCAGCUGCCAUCGGUCUUGUCAACUUCCUAUGGUGAAGACGAACAAAGCGUGCCAGUAUCCUAUUCCAAUGCUACCUGCAAUUUGUUCGCCCAGCUAGGCGCUCGUGGUGUAUCUGUCAUAUUCAGCAGCGGAGAUAGCGGUGUUGGAGGGUCUUGUUUGAGCAACGAUGGCAAGAAUACCACCAGAUUCCUUCCGAUAUUCCCUGCUUCCUGUCCGUUCGUCACCUCCGUGGGUGGCACAACAGGGAUCAAUCCCGAGAAAGCAAUUUCCUUUUCGGCAGGAGGGUUCUCUGAGCGGUUCGCCCGUCCGUCGUAUCAAGAGGCUGCGGUUUCUAGCUACCUCUCUCUCCUAGGCAACCGAUGGGAAGGGCUAUACAAUCCGAAGGGACGGGGCUUCCCUGACGUUGCUGCUCAGGCGAACAAUUUCGCGAUUGUUGAACAUGGAUCCAUCAGUUUGGUGGGAGGAACGAGUGCCGCUGCUCCAACCUUUGCGGCUAUCGUUGCAGACUUGAAUUCCGUUCGCCUUGCUGCAAAUAAGUCGGCCCUGGGUUUCUUGAACCCUUGGAUUUACAGCCUCAACCAGACCGGUUUCACAGACAUUGUCCAAGGCGGUUCUAAUGGAUGUUUUGGCGGCGAGACUUGGUUAGGCAAGUCGACACCUUACGUGCCAUAUGCCAGUUGGAAUGCCACGCCAGGGUGGGACCCAGUAACAGGACUAGGAACACCACUGUUCUCAACUCUCUCUGAGCUUGCACUAUCGGCGUGA
Molecule: messenger RNA, 1791 nt
Organism: Paecilomyces variotii
Lineage: Eukaryota; Fungi; Ascomycota; Eurotiomycetes; Eurotiales; Thermoascaceae
Product: tripeptidyl peptidase SED3
Exons: 2
Coding region: 1-1791 (596 amino acids)
Biological process (GO): proteolysis
Molecular function (GO): serine-type endopeptidase activity; tripeptidyl-peptidase activity
Source: RefSeq, a predicted model, not a curated record